Messenger RNA from Episyrphus balteatus (marmalade hoverfly), 2223 nucleotides. RefSeq names its product G-protein coupled receptor dmsr-1-like. Gene Ontology annotation, molecular function: G protein-coupled peptide receptor activity. Gene Ontology annotation, cellular component: membrane. The transcript has 5 exons. Gene Ontology annotation, biological process: G protein-coupled receptor signaling pathway. The coding region runs from base 280 to 1530 and encodes 416 amino acids. The record is from RefSeq and is a predicted model, not a curated record. NCBI's taxonomy places the organism in Eukaryota, Metazoa, Arthropoda, Insecta, Diptera, Syrphidae.
AAAAAAAAAUAAAAAAAGUUAUAAAUCUAAAUAAAAAUAAUAUGUAAAGUGUAAAGUGCCCAGUAGUUGUUUUUCAGUGAUUUAAAUGAUUUUUUAUCAUCUCUAAUUUAAAUACCCAGGAUCUUUUAUUAUUUUAAUUAUCUUCCUAUUAGAUUCUUCUCCUAACUUCAUCCUUACAUCAUCAUUUGAACGCAAGAUUGUUCUGGAUUAAUUAAAACCAUUGAUAAUUAUUUUAUUAAUGAGGAAUCUAACACCACAAUUGAAGUCAAUAGGACAAGAAUGACGAUGGGCUCAAAUCAAACGGAGCCACUUUACUGUGGCAAAGGGAUAAAUGAUUUUCACGCUGGCUACUAUGUAUGGCACGGCUAUGUCUCCCUAUUCGUCUGCAUUCUCGGAAUCAUAGCCAAUACCUUGAAUAUUAUUGUUCUAACCCGACGAGAGAUGCGCUCGCCCACCAAUGCCAUACUCACUGGCCUCGCCAUAGCUGACUUGACAGUGAUGAUUGACUAUAUUCCAUUUGCGUUUCACGGAAACAUCCUACCCAGUAUGAAUUAUCCCCGCGAAAAACAAUUAACCUACAGCUGGGCGUGUUUUGUGAAAUUUCAUUCCAUUUUCGCACAAACUUGUCACACGAUAUCAAUAUGGCUGACGGUGACGUUGGCCGUUUGGCGCUACAUUGCUGUUGUCUUUCCCCAAAAGAACCGCCUGUGGUGUGGCAUGCAGACGACCAUACUGACCAUAGCAACAGCAUUUGUUGUAUGUCCGUUAAUAACGAUUCCACCGAUAUAUAUAGGAUUCAGCAUAACACCUUUCAACGAAAUGCUUGACAGUCAUGGCAAUAAACUAGUGACAUCUGUAACGGAUUUCAACACAACAAUUAGUUCAACACUUGUGCCACCAGAGGGUCGCAAUGUCACUCUGUACAAAGUGUCUAUGAGUCAAUUAGCCCGCGAUUAUCCGUUUAUAAUGAAUUCGAAUUUCUUCAUCUACAGUGUGCUUAUAAAACUGAUUCCAUGUUUUGCUUUGACCAUGCUAAGUGUAAGGUUAAUAGCUGCCCUAUUGGAGGCGAAACGCCGACGAAAGCAAUUAACAAGUAACUCGAAUGGAAUGAAGCACAUAGUGAAUGGUAAGGUGGUGGAUAAACCACGAAAAAAUAGUAAGACUCUGGAGAAGGAAAAGCAAACGGAUCGCACAACGAAAAUGCUGCUGGCGGUUCUGCUACUCUUUCUAAUGACAGAAUUUCCUCAGGGCAUUCUGGGACUGCUUAGUGCCACCUUGGGAGAUCCGUUCUUUGAGCAGUGUUACAUCAAAUUGGGUGAGGUGAUGGACAUUUUGGCCUUAAUUAAUUCCGGCAUCAACUUUAUCCUGUAUUGUGCUAUGAGCCGGCAAUUCCGCACAACAUUUGUUUUGCUAUUUCGUCCGAAAUUCCUCGACAAAUGGCUGCCGGUUGCACAGGACGAUGAUAAUGGCCGGACGGAUAUGGGUCACGAUAAUAAUGGUCACACACAAACACAAGUCUCGCAUGUGUAGCAUAAACAGCGAUGUUGCUACCUCGAGGAUACCAGUCAAAAGUCGUCUGCAUCGAAAUUUAAAAUUCUAGAAUGUUUCAUUUGCAAUUUGAAACGAAAUUCACACCAGCAUCCGAAUGAGAAACAGCAGCAGUAUCAGAAUACAACGAAACCAGAAUGUUCCUUAUUGUAGGUUAGCAACGCAAAGCUUAUUUUACUAAUACAUAUUAUAUAAAAUACAUAUAUAAAAUAAUAAUCUAUUUUUUUAAAUUAAAUUUAAACUAUAAAUUAUAAAUUAUCUCUUGGGUUUCAUACUAAAAUAUAAACAAAAAUCGAGUAUUUAUAAUUUUGAAGGAUAAAAAUUAUAAAGUGAAAAUUUAUUUUUGUCAGAAAUGCAUAAAUUUUGUAUUUAUAAAUAAUUUAAAAAAAAAUGUAAUAUAGAAAUGAAAAGGUUUUACAUAAAAAAAAAUAUUUAGAUUUUAUAAAAACAAAAACGAAACAAAAAAUAAACAAAAUUAUAAAUACCAGGGAUGUGAUACGAAUGCGGUAUGUCAUUUAUAAAUAAUUAAUAAUAAUAAUCUAUGAUAAAUACAUAUAAAUUUUAUAAACUUUUUAGAAUUAAAACAAACACACAACAAGAACUAUAUAGGAAUUAAGUUUUAGGCAUAAAGAAAUUGAUUUAUCUGGUAGUUAUUUGACAGGAAUUGUUAAACAU